AUGGAAGGCUCGUCCUCCUCAAAGCCAGCGAAAGUUCCUCCUCAGACCAAACGAGGCAUCAACGAGAGUCGCGCCGAGAGGAAACGGGUCCAAGAUCGUCUCGCGCAAAGAGCGACCCGAGAACGGACCAGGAGCCGCAUUGCAUUUCUCGAACAACGGCUCAAGAGCCUCGAAGCCGCAGACCGACAAGGGGAGAUCGUCAGCCUGACACGCAUCAUCGAAGACCUUCGCAAUGAGAACCACCGUCUGCGCGAUGCCUUGCUCAAGAUGCGCUCGACCAUUGACGAAACCAUAGCUUCGACAAGUGGCACGUCUUCAUCUACCUCGCCACUCUUUGAGAGCGCCGCCACGCCAACCGCCGCACACUGCAAUUCGCCGCCGUCUCACCAAAGGCGUCAUCCGUCGGGAGGAGACGGCGGUUCACAAGACCACCGACUCGAGACGUCCCCGUCGGCGUCGUUUGAAUUCAACCCGGACACACUGCUUCAAAUGUUCGAGACGGCAGGGUCCACCUUCAACGCAUGGGGCCAGAUGGCGACGACGUCCUCGUCUGCGUCUCCAUUCGACUUCCGCGUCGCGACGCCGCCAGAGGUUGUCAACAACAUCGCACCCGACGUCGACAAGUGGCACGUGUCCAACGGGGCCUUCAUAAACGCCCUGACCGAGAUCAGGAAGCGCAAUCCGGCCGACCAGGAACUGGACCUGCACGUGCCGUUCAAAGCGGCCAUCUGGGGCUGGAACAACGUCGGGCCCGAAGCACAACAUCCAGUGUGGCUUGCACUGCGCCAGGUCGAUCAAAGGGUGUUUGGGACCUGGAAGUCGAAAGCACAGAGGAUCGCCCUGAUGUACGUCUGCCAGACGCUGAUGCAGUACCGUGAGAAUCCCACCGCGGAUAACCUCGGUCGUGUACCUGAAUUCUUGCGACCAAGACCAUCACAAGAAAAGAUUCAACACCCUGCCGUGAUUGACUUUUUGAUCUGGCCCGCCCUCCGCGAUCGUCUCGUGUUUGAAUACAAAAAGUACACCUCGACCGGAAUCUUUUCGAAAGCCUUUGUCGAAAACUUCAACUUCUACUGGCCUUAUCCCGCCAGAGACAUUUUCAUCUACGACCCUGCCACCGACGGCUACGACGUCUCUCCCAUGUUCCUCAGACAUGUAUACGACCUCAAGAACUGGACCAUGAAGCCCGCUUUCUUCAAGCAGUUUCCCGAGAUGGAGAAUGACAUUCCCGUCUUUACGGAGCCGAGUGAUGAUGAUGAAGUGUCUGGCGAGUCGUGGACGAUAUGA
Molecule: messenger RNA, 1287 nt
Organism: Exophiala spinifera
Lineage: Eukaryota; Fungi; Ascomycota; Eurotiomycetes; Chaetothyriales; Herpotrichiellaceae
Exons: 3
Coding region: 1-1287 (428 amino acids)
Biological process (GO): regulation of DNA-templated transcription
Molecular function (GO): DNA-binding transcription factor activity
Source: RefSeq, a predicted model, not a curated record